This is a messenger RNA of Knipowitschia caucasica, 264 nucleotides long. The record is from the annotation of a GenBank genome assembly. NCBI's taxonomy places the organism in Eukaryota, Metazoa, Chordata, Actinopteri, Gobiiformes, Gobiidae.
AUGGGAAACUUGUGGCUCUUCGACAGCUGUGUUGACAGAGAUUGCGUUUGUGACAAAAAGAGGAAAAAGCACUCGUUUGAGCACAGAAACCAAAAGCUUAUUGUUUACAACCAUCUACUUCACCGUAACGUCCUCCUUCCUGCCUGCCCGCGCCUGCUAGUACGAGCCGUACGAGCAGUGAACGACUCACUGUGGUUCUGGAUCAGCCCCUUCCCGCUCCCCUUCGAGUCGUUCAGCUCUGAACGAAUCGUUCAUCUGAUCUGA